AACUAUGCUCAGAUUGAAAAGGAAGCACUAAGCAUAAUAUUCGGUGUUACAAAAUUUCAUCAGUAUCUGUAUGGAAGAAAAUGGACUCUAGUGACUGAUCACAAACCACUCCUUACCAUACUGGGCCCAAAGACAGGAGUGCCUACACUCGCAGCAGCAAGAAUGCAACGGUGGGCUAUUAUUCUGUCAGCAUAUGACUAUGACAUCCAGUAUCGCAAGUCAGAACUACACAGCAAUGCAGAUUGUUUGUCGCGUUUACCACAUGAGGUGUCAUCAAUUGGCAGUGAUUGCACAAUAUAUGUAUGUGAAGUAGCUACAGAGCUACCACUUACUGCUAGUGACAUAGCUGAGGCCACUCGGAAAGAUUCUGUAUUAAGCAAAGUCAUGGAUUAUACGAUGAGUGGUUGGCCAGAGUAUCUAGAUUCAGAGAUACUCAAACCAUAUCAUGUCAGGAGACAUGAGCUUUCAGCAGAGCAAGGGUGUAUCUUGUGGGGAAACCGUGUUGUGAUACCAGAGAUCUACCGUCAAACACUGCUAGAGGAUUUGCACUGGGAGCACCCUGGAGUGUGCGCUAUGAAAGCAAUAGCAAGGAGUUAUGUUUGGUGGCCAAAUUUAAACAGUGAUAUUGAAUGUAAGGUGAGAGAAUGCAGCGCAUGUCAGUCUGUGCGCAACAUGCCACCAGCGUCACCAUUAUACCCUUGGAAGUGGCCAGUUAGGCCAUGGAGCCGUAUUCAUUUGGAUUUCUUUUUUAAGGAAGGGAAAACAUUCCUUUUAGUGCAUGAUGCACAUUCCAAGUGGCUCGAGGUGAUACCAAUGUCUAAUACAGAUGCCGAACACACCAUCGAUGAACUUAGAAUACUGAUUGCAUCAUAUGGACUACCUGAGGAAGUUGUAUCUGAUAAUGGACCUCAGUUCAGUUCAGAUAAAUUCCGGGAGUUUCUGAAAACAAAUGGCAUCAAACAAACCUUGGUUCCACCUUACCACCCCCAGUCGAAUGGGGCUGCGGAAAAUUCAGUGAAAAAUGUGAAACGAGCAUUGGAAAAACACUUGCAUGAUGUGAAGUACAAAAAUAUGUCAUUAAAGCGUAGAUUAGCAAAUUUUUUGAUGCGUUAUAGAUCCACUCCUCACACUACCACAGGAAAAACUCCUGCAGAACUUUUUCUUAAGCGACAGAUUCGCACACGUUUCAGCCUACUUAAACCCAAUUUGGCUGAUGUUGUAGAGGAGAAACAAAUGCAACAGAAACGACAUCAUGAUAAAGCACCAGAACGUUGUUUUCAGUGUCACGACCGUGUACGUGUCAGGGACAUGACGGGCAGCAAGUUGGAUAAAUGGUUGACUGGAUCGGUGAUUAAAGUUUUGGGCCCAAGGAGAUACUUAGUACAAACUGAGAAAGGACUAAAGCAUGUGCAUGUUGACCAAAUAAUACCUGCAUUUGACCAGUAUUGUUUUUCAAAGGUAUUUUCAUCUCCAAUGGUGGAGAUGCCUGUAAUUAAUGAGAAUUUUGGUAUGACAACCAGACAUGUGUCAGACACACCAGUGCCUACCAGUCAGGUCACUGACACUGGUGACAUAAAUGUAGAGGAAAAUAUUAAUGUGGAAAUUUCAGCAUCUCCUGGGAAAACCCAAGUCACUACAGGUGACGAAUCUGUAAAAAUUAGCAAUUUUGAAAGCAGGUACCCAGUGAGAAAUAGAAAACCAAAAGUUAUUGUUGAUGUGUAAAUAUUCAAAGCAGCAAAGAACUCAAAACACACUGUGACUAUUAAUUACACUGUCUUAAAAAAGAAGACUGUUGCAUGACCUAAAAGACUUGUUUAUAACUGUUUAUGUUCAUUUUUUCUUUUCAGUUAUUUUACUACUGGUGUUGUGGAAUUUCUUAACGGUGUUCUAUUUUUAGUGUUUAACAUAUCAGUUCAUUUGGGAAUCUAUAAAAGUGUCACUUACAAAGGGGGAAGGAAUGUAGUAUAUUAGUUUGGGCUUGUCAUGACGUGCGCCCUCUAGUGAGCAUGUAAGACAGAAGCACAUGGUUCAGUAAUAAAGUCAGUUGUGAAGAUA
This is a messenger RNA of Lingula anatina, 2055 nucleotides long. RefSeq lists its product as uncharacterized. The record is from RefSeq and is a predicted model, not a curated record. NCBI's taxonomy places the organism in Eukaryota, Metazoa, Brachiopoda, Lingulata, Lingulida, Lingulidae.